GGUGAAAAUUGGAGCAUAGGAUAAUUUGUGGAUUAUUAAAUUCACACAAAGUUCCAAGCACAGUUGAGCUAUUUGAUGGAUUCCAAUUGUGAAAGCAAGGAUGACAGGCCGCCAUCGCGAUUAACCUCAACCUCUCCAUCCUAUCGUCCUUCUCCCUUCCUUUCUCUCUCCUCCACCUCCACGGCUCGCCGCAUCUACUGAGAGAAUCACUGCCGUAUUUGCCACCGAAAUGUCCGAACCAGACGACGAAGCUCCAAAGUCAAAGGAGUUUUUCAGCCCACCGCGACCGCCGCCGGAGAGAGAGCCGAUGAUGAUGAUGGAUCUCGAUCUCGACGCUUCCUGGACGUUCGAGCAGAUCUUCGCGGCCGCAGCUUCGAAUCCUAACACUCCGUUUGUUCUAUCCGGCUCCGACCAGCCUUUCUCUCCUCUCUGGGGGUUUCCCGACGAUUAUGAGGACAGAACGGCCGAAAAUGCCGCCGUUGGAAGCACCCGCCUGUCUGACUGCCAGAGACUUCCCCCUUAUGCAGGGGAUCCUGAUUCUGUUAUUGAAGGUGUGCCUGGACAAGAUGAGAAAAGAAGGCUACCUCCUCCAUUUCUAGGGUUGACCACGAAAGAUUAUCUUGAUGGAUCUUGUAUAAUCAAGGAGAGAAUGACACAAGCCCUAAGAUACUUCAAAGAAUCGACUGGAGAGCGUGUCUUAGCCCAGCUCUGGGCACCAGUAAAGAAUGGUGGCCGGUAUAUCCUCACAACUUCGGGGCAGCCCUUUGUGCUUGAUCCAAACAGUAAUGGGCUUCAUCAGUAUAGAAUGGUGUCUCUGAUGUACUCGUUUUCAGUGGAUGGUGAGACUGAUGGAGUCCUUGGACUUCCAGGCCGUGUUUUUCGGCAAAAGUUGCCAGAAUGGACACCAAAUGUGCAGUAUUAUUCUAUCAAAGAGUUCCCACGGCUUAAUCAUGCUUUGAAUUACAAUGUUCGAGGAACUGUAGCAUUGCCAGUAUUUGAACCUUCUGGGCAGUCUUGCAUUGGGGUACUUGAACUUAUAAUGACAUCCCAGAAAGUCAACUAUGCUCCAGAGGUGGAUAAAGUGUGCAAGGCUCUUGAGGCUGUGAACUUGAAAAGUUCCGAGAUAUUGGAUCAUCCAAGCACACAGAUUUGCAAUGAAGGUCGGCAACAUGCAUUAGUUGAAAUCUUGGAGAUUUUAACAGUACUGUGUGAAACUUACAAACUACCAUUGGCUCAGACCUGGGUUCCAUGCAGGCAUCGCAAUGUCCUGGCUGAUGGUGGUGGGUUGAAAAAGAGCUGCAGUAGCUUUGAUGGAAGCUGCAUGGGGCAGGUCUGUAUGUCCACAACGGAUGUAGCGUUUUAUGUGGUUGAUGCUCACAUGUGGGGUUUCCGUGAGGCUUGUGCUGAGCAUCACUUGCAAAAGGGACAGGGAGUUGCUGGGAGGGCUUUUGCUUCUCAGCGGUCGUGUUACUGUGAAGAUAUAACACAAUUUUGCAAAACUGAAUACCCUUUGGUGCACUAUGCACGAAUGUUUGGUUUAGCCAGCUGUUUUGCCAUCUGCCUGCGAAGCACUCAUACUGGCAAUGAUGAUUAUAUUAUGGAAUUUUUCUUGCCUCCUAACGGUGGUGACUAUAGUGACCAGCAAGCUCUGUUGGAUUCACUCUUGUUGACAUUAAAGAACCACUUCAAGAGUCUUCGGGUUGCUUCUGGAAAUUUACUUGAGCAUGAGUGGGGUUCUGUUGAAAUUAUCAAUGCUUCAGUGCCUUCUGUGGAAAAGAAACCUGAUUUAAUGACCGAAACACACCAUUUCUCUCCUCCCCAACCUGCCAUUUUACCAAAUGGACAGUUGUGCCCUGAUUCAUUGGAAAAUAAGCAACUCACUCCUGGACAAAAUACUCCAAAUGGAGGGACUCUAAGUGAGCCUCCUGAAGCCCAGAAUCGUGCGACUGUUGCUGUGAAUAUAGAGGGAGGUAAGAAAGAGAAAAAACGUGGCAAGGCAGAAAAAACAAUUAGCUUAGAUGUUUUGCAACAAUAUUUUGCUGGGAGUCUCAAGGAUGCUGCAAAGAGUCUUGGUGUUUGCCCUACAACAAUGAAGCGCAUUUGCAGGCAGCAUGGGAUCUCUCGUUGGCCAUCUCGCAAGAUAAAUAAAGUCAAUCGUUCCCUGUCAAAGCUUAAACGUGUAAUUGAAUCUGUGCAAGGAACUGAUGGAGCACCAUUCACAUUGAGCACAAUAGCACCAAAUUCAGUUCCUGUUGCAGUGGGAUCAAUUUCUUGGCCGGCAACUGCUAUCGAGUCCAACUGCCAGAAUUCACCUCCCUCCAGACCUUCUGAAUCUCCUGAAGGAAAGAGUGAGUUCCUCAACCAUAGAGAACUUGGAAGUCAUGAUCAAGCUGAACCUUCAAAUCAAAUUCUUGAAGGACAGGUUUUGGGGAAUCAUGAGCUUCCACAUCAACAAAAUGGUUUUGCAGUGGGUGAAGGCUCAAACAGGUCAAGAACAGGGAGUGGCUCGAGAGAAGAGAGCAUAGGAACCCCUACUUCCCAUGGCUCAUGCCAAGCUAGUCCUUCCCCUGGAAAUGAACCCUCACCCCAGAAUGAGCUCGUUGUUUCUCCCACUUGUGACCCUGCCAUGGAAACACUCAACACAUUGGGAAUAGCUUGUCAACCGGCAAGAGAGAUCAAUUUGGCAUCUGCAUUUGCAUCCCUCGAUGCUCUGGUUGCCGAGCAAUUCCAAAAGCCAUUCGGGGGAAUGCUUGUUGAGGAUGCAGGUAGUUCACAUGAUCUUAGGAAUCUCUGCCAAGCUGGAGAAGCUCAGUUUGAUGAACGCAUGCCAGAAAACAGUUUGACGCACCCACCAUGUUCUGAUGCGAUUCCCUUAGAUCAUCACAUCACUAAUGCUACUGAAAGGGUGCCCCAACAUCCUGCCAGGCCAGAAGUGACAUCUAUCACAAUAAAAGCUACAUACGGAGAAGAUAUCAUAAGGUUUCGACUAUGUCUGGGCUCUGGCAUAGUGAAAUUACAGGAGGAAGUAGCAAAGAGGUUGAAACUAGAGCUGGGCACCUUCGAAGUCAAGUAUCUAGAUGACGAUCACGAGUGGGUUUUAAUUGCGUGCGAUGCAGACUUGCAGGAAUGCAUCGAAAUAUCAAGAUCAUCAGGUGGAAAUAUAACAAGACUGUUGAUUCAAGACAUCAUGCCCCAUCUUGGAAGCUCCUGUGAAAGUUCAGGUGAAUGAUUAGGAAAUAGAACUUGUACAUAGCUUGUAGAACCAUUCUUGCAGUUAAGUGUAGGGUUUAAAUUUUGGUUUUUACAAAUUGUAAGAAAUUUUCAAUUGUAUUAUUGUUUCUAGGUUCUAGGCAAAUAAGGCUUUCCCUUUCCUCCUUUUUGUUGCUACAGAAGAUUUCCACUGUUCUUUUCUUAUCUGAAA
Messenger RNA from Ipomoea triloba (trilobed morning glory), 3421 nucleotides. Its product is annotated as protein NLP6-like. NCBI's taxonomy places the organism in Eukaryota, Viridiplantae, Streptophyta, Magnoliopsida, Solanales, Convolvulaceae. The record is from RefSeq and is a predicted model, not a curated record. Gene Ontology annotation, molecular function: DNA-binding transcription factor activity; protein binding. The transcript is spliced from 5 exons. Bases 230 to 3229 code for a protein of 999 amino acids.